Molecule: messenger RNA, 1549 nt
Organism: Acanthopagrus latus (yellowfin seabream)
Lineage: Eukaryota; Metazoa; Chordata; Actinopteri; Spariformes; Sparidae
Gene: olah
Product: oleoyl-ACP hydrolase
Exons: 7
Coding region: 201-965 (254 amino acids)
Biological process (GO): lipid biosynthetic process
Source: RefSeq, a predicted model, not a curated record
CACCCUCCACACUGUAGAUGUCUCCAGAAUCCACUGGGAAUCGUUUCACGAUAUUAAACCACAGAAGAAGAACAACCAGGAAGUGUAACACUUCAGCUCCAGAAUGAGCAAUUGCAGCUGUUCCUUUUCUUGGGAGAAGUUGAUGGAGCUGCCAGGAGCAUAAACUUCAGGCCCAGCAGAUGUGAAUCAGUUCAAUUAAGAUGGAGAAGAUGAUCAACUGUUUCAAGAGGAGGCCAGAUGCUGUGAGCAGGCUGAUAUGUUUCCCCUGGGCAGGCGGAGGCUCCAUACACUACGCCCGCUGGGGAAACGUCCUCAACAGCUCCAUAGAAGUGUUCGCCGUCAAACUUCCAGGCAGAGAGAGUCGAGCCAAAGAGCCCUUCUUCCAGCACAUGCAGCAGAUUGUGGACGAGGUUAUUGGCGCGUUGUUACCGCUGCUGAAGGAGAAGCCUUUUGCUCUGUUUGGACACAGUUUCGGAGCCUUCACGAGCUUCGCUGUGGCAGACGCUCUGAAGAGGCUGCACAACCUCGAGCCAGUUCACAUCUUCCUGUCCGGAGCCUCUGCACCUUAUUCAGAAACGCGUAUCAACACCCCGAAGAGAAGCAACUUAUCUGAUGACGACUUUCUCAAGUGGAUGAGUUCGAUCGGAGGAACUCCUCCUGAGCUGCUGGCGAACCCUGAAGUCCUGAAGCUCUUCCUUCCUGCCCUGAAGGCCGACCUGCACGUUGUGGAGAACUACAGGUGUGACAAGCCAGACAGUCCGAUCCUCUCCUGCCCGCUCACGUGUUUUGAUGGAAAAGAUGACAUUCCUCAUGACUUACAAGCUUGGAAAAGCAUCACGUCAGGAGAUUUCACCGUCAGGAUGUUCGACGGAUCCCAUUUUUACCUGAAGGAUUCUGCGAAUGAAAAAAUUAUCUUAGACUUUGUCACGAAACAGCUGGAGACAUCAGAAAUGGACUAUUUAUAAUGACGCAUGGAGAAUCACUGCAUGAUGUGACUUUAUUGGGUUUUUCCAGAAGGGUAACUUGAAUGUACUUGAAUACCUGUGAAAUGAAUCUUAAAAAGUCAGAAACUAGCAAUUAUAACAUCAUACUGAUACAAUUUCUUUAUUUUUCGGUCGUGGAGGCAAAUGCGGCAUUUUAAUUUUUACUUUAUUCACCAUUUCUGUAGGCUAUUAGAUAUGUCGCAUAUUAAUUAACAUCAAUUUGAUGUAAAUGUGCCAGAUUUAGCUUAGAAGCUAUUUUUUAACUACAGUGCACUUAGUUUUUUUAAUUAAUUUCAUAAGAAUAUAUUAUAAGGCAUUUUUUCUUAAUAAAUGAAUCCAAUGUGAUUAAUCAUUAAUUCGCAGUGUAACAGACUCCAUAAAGAUGAAUUUAUCUUAUGUUUUUGUUCUAAAUCCAUAUAGUUGAAACCCGUGUCCAGGCAGUCACAGUGUUCUUGGUUCGAGGUAGAUAAAAUAUAUAUAACUGCUCACCUGUGCACAGAUUUGAGAUGCUGGAACUGUCCACAUAAUAACAAACUUCAUUUGUGAAUAAAUACGUCUUUAUUAUA